AUGGCCCACCAGUCACCUCCCAUGCAGCCCCCGGCGCAACGACCUUCUCCACUGCCUUUCGACGACCAGCCGGGCCUCGAGGUUGUGCCACACGAUUACCUUCCCGAAGUUCGUCCGGAGGAAGAACCCAAGUUCUAUCUGGUACCGGCUCAACAUCAAGCUCAAAAGGCCCACCUCAGCGAAGAUUUUCCACAGGCGGUCGAUAGCAACGGGGAACUAGAUGUGGGCAGUCCAACCUCGACCGAAAAGGGCACACUUCCUGUCAGCAAAUCGUACCAGAGAGCUGGCGAUGAUAACAGCAACGCUGUCCUAAACAGCAGGCCAGAAACCAUCCGCCAAGGCUCCAAACUCUCUGCAGUGGGCUGGCGCAAAGCGAAUGGUGAUGUUGAGAGAUUCCUCUUUUACCUCGACCCCCAAGGUCGAGUCAGACGCUCGCGAAGUAUCACCGGCCCAGGCAGUUCUACUUCCAUAUGGGAAGAACAACCAGUGCUUGACUUGAAGGCAACCAACGGUACCUCACUUGCCGCCACAAUAGCUCUUGACGGCAGAGCGUACAAUCCGCAGACAGUACUAUUUUACGAGGAGGACACAAAGGUCUUUGCCGCCGUCAUCAACGAAACCAUACAACCAAACAUUCAGACUGAAAGCUUCUCGGGCGGGUACGGUCGUGAUAUUGGGGAUUUUACCAUGGCCAGUGGGGCUAGUUUAGGCUCAUACUGGCCUUACGUCGUUACUCAACACGAGUCCGGUCAUAUUAUUCAAAACGAUCUAGCGCUAAGGCGUGGCCUUGUUCCCAGUAGUGGCCAUGACUGGUAUGUAAAGAAUCUUACCAUUGCUGCCUACGAGGGUACAUCAUUGUGCAUAGUACCCACAAGCACCAACUUUACCAAGAUCAGGGACUACGAGGCCUACGGUGUAGUCUAUCAGAAGCCCAACCAAGGCAUAGCCCUCCAUUACCCUGCCUUUGGUCCAGGCACAAACGAAUCCGUGCAGCGCGACCAGGUUCCAGAAAUAUUCCCACUGGAAUAUGUAUUCCCUCCCCAGGCGCCGAUGGCCGCUUUCGCCGUCGCUCAAAAUGACAACGACGACGAGGGUCCGGUGAACAUCUAUCUCAUCAUCAAGAGUUAUACCAGCGGCACAUUUUCCGUUUGGUUCACGGAAAACUCGUCUUAUUGGAUGGAGGAAUCGCCUGCGGUAUUCCAAAACGUUGACGAAGAUUCGGAUAUUGCGUGCUCCAGUUUGGCUGUUACCAACUCGGACUGGGAAGAGCAGGAGGUCCCGCUGGCGCCGGACAAUGUGCGGUGCUACUUUCAGCGUAAUGGCACGGUUGUCGAGGUGAGCUUUGAGGGCUCAGGGUGGACUGAAAUUGGGGUGGUGCCGAUACCGUGA
Molecule: messenger RNA, 1389 nt
Organism: Podospora anserina S mat+
Lineage: Eukaryota; Fungi; Ascomycota; Sordariomycetes; Sordariales; Podosporaceae
Exons: 4
Coding region: 1-1389 (462 amino acids)
Source: RefSeq, a predicted model, not a curated record